Molecule: messenger RNA, 1662 nt
Organism: Danio rerio (zebrafish)
Lineage: Eukaryota; Metazoa; Chordata; Actinopteri; Cypriniformes; Danionidae
Source: RefSeq, a predicted model, not a curated record
AUGGUUUUUUAUUUAAUUUAUAUUUUCCAAUUGAUUCAUUUCCCCUUAAACAAUACAAUAAAAAUUGAGCUGGCUUUGCAAAAGAUAGGGUAUGACUUUCAGCAUUUAAUAACUGGUCAUUUGAAGGACUUGAACAACAUGGCUACAUGUUGUGAAAUCAAAUCAAACCAAACCUUCAUGAGUAUUCGCGCUUGUAACACACAGUAUGCCACAUGAUCACUUGCUGUUACUCAACACUUGUACCACUUUUAAUGAUAGUUUUAUUGAAAAUGUCAACUUUGAGCUCACCUUCACAGCUAUUUGCUUCUGUUUAUUCGAUCACAAACUACAUUUCACAAAUACUCAAUCUUAACAUUUGUCUGUGUUCAACAAACAGGUUGUUCCUGAAUGCCGUUCAGUGAUUGGUCGUUGUUUGUUAACAGGCAUUCUUUGAAACUAGUUAUGAGGUAUCACUUGACACUAAUGAAAGACUUAUAAAUAACAUAAUUGCCAAAACAGGAGGCUAAACGUGCCGUGAUUCUUGUAAAAAUGGCCUGAACACUGAACAUUGAGCUCAUGGAUAGCAGCGGGCUGCGUUUUUGUGUUGGGUCCAGAAGCUUCUGUCCACAGCUGUCACACUGGGCCUGACUUGGCUUUACAUUCCUGCUGUGAGCUAUAAGACCUGUUCAGAUCUCAGUACAGUAGAUCUGCUCUGCUUUUAACAGCACCAUUGGUUUUUGAGUCAAGGUAUUAUUAUUAUUCUUUGUCAUAAUGGAUGAAAACAUCCUGUGGGCGACGGCUGUGGUGGACAGAAGAGCAGCUCUUGAUAAACGUGAGGAGCGUCGAGCUCGGGCUCGGAAGUUGGGGAUUUUGGUUGUGGAUGCGGGAGCCGAAGGAGGGAAUGUAUCUGUCAAUCAAAGUCUUGCAGAUAUUCAGGAUGAAGAACGAGUGAGGAAGAUCUCCUCUGAUCUGAGGCGUGAGAUUGUUGAUCUAGGAGGCGCAGAGAACAUUAUUGAGCUGUGCACACAGAAGAAGAAGAUCAAGAACAAGACAACACUUUCCAAAGACAUAACGAAUGUUUCUGGAGCUGUGGAGCCAGAGGAGUUUUUAAAAGCAGCAGCUCAGGGAAAGAUGGAAGUAGUGGAAAGGUUUCUGGACGAUGGGGGAGAUCCAAACACCUGUGAUGAGUUCAGGAAAACAGCACUGCAUCGAGCUGCUUUGCAAAAUCAUACUAAAAUAGUGGAAAAAUUACUGGACAAAGGAGCUGACAUCAAUUUUAAAGACAGGCUGGGCUGCAGGGCUGUGCAUUGGGCUUGCAGAGGUGGAAGUCUCUCAGCAUUAACAGUUCUUCAGGACAGAGGAGCAGACAUCAACGUCAGAGACAAACUGCUCAGCUCACCUUUACAUGUGGCCACAAGAACGGGUCACAGCGAUGUGGUGCAACAUCUUUUAGACAGCGGAAUCAAUAUUAAUGCCAAGGAUUGGGAAGGAGACACGGUUCUACAUGACGCUGUCAGAUUUAAUCGAUAUAAAAUUGUCAAACAGCUCAUCCUGGCAGGAGCCGAUAUGCAGAUCAAGAAUGCUGAGGGCAUUACAGCCACUGAACAAGUGAAGCAGUGGCAGUUUGACACUAAAGAGACACUGGAGAAGCUGGAGCAGAUGAAGGAGGUUGGUCUGGCCUGA